This is a messenger RNA of Colletotrichum chrysophilum, 1035 nucleotides long. RefSeq lists its product as uncharacterized. The transcript has 4 exons. Bases 1 to 1035 code for a protein of 344 amino acids. The record is from RefSeq and is a predicted model, not a curated record. Gene Ontology annotation, cellular component: fungal-type vacuole membrane. NCBI's taxonomy places the organism in Eukaryota, Fungi, Ascomycota, Sordariomycetes, Glomerellales, Glomerellaceae.
AUGAGGGACAAGCAAGAUAUCAACCAUUCCGAAAACGCCUUGAACGGUGUCAAUUCUGGAGGAAGCGGCAAGAACAAGUCCUGCAUGAGGCAUUGCAAGAAGCUGUGGUGGGCGUAUCUACUCCUGCUGGUGGUCAUCACCGCCAUUGUCGUCCCAGUCAUAAUUUUGGUUGCCGUUCCAAAGAUUGCCCAGCAUAAGCUCGACGAGGCCGAGCUCGUUGUCGAUGGAAUUACCCUCUCCAACACAAAGUCCAACUCAUACACCAUGGCCAUCAACUCGACUUUGAAAUCGGACGGCAAGGUCAAGGCCACAAUUGAGGGCUUCGAGGGAGUCAUGUACCUCGAGGACUUGGAGCCGCACACCCCCUUUGUGACCAUCAACUUCCCCGAGACCAAGUCCGUCAAGGAGCAGACCGUCAACAUCAGCCAGCCUAUCCAAAUCCAGAACAUGGCGGCCUUCACAACAUUCAACACCUGGUUCCAAGCAAACGAAUCCCUCAGAGUCACAGUCUACGGCGAGACCCACGUCAAGGUCUCUGGACUCCCCAAGAGAUACCCCGUGACCUUCAAGAACACGGUCACCCUGCAGGCCCUGAACGAUUUCAAGGGACUCAAUGUCACAGAGAGCGAGAUCAGCCUGACCCCCGACGCCAAUGGCGACAACUUCAAGGGCAAAGUGACGAUCCCCAACCACUCCGUCAUCACUCUCGAAAUCGGCAACGCCUCUUUCCGCAACCUGCUCAAUAAUAACGAAAUCGGCACCGUCUAUAUUGACAAUCUUGUUCUGCAUCCGGGCGACAACAACGUCAACAUGCGCGCCAACAUCUCCCAGGCCCCCGUCCUCACGGCCAUCCAGGCGAAGCCCGCUUGCGAGAACGGCGUCAUCCCCUUUGGCCUGAACGGCAAGGACGUUGUUAAUGGCGGUCAGAGGCUGUCGUACUUUGCUGAUGCUCUGGCUGCUGGCACCGUCCUUACUGACAUCAACGUCGGCGCUGCCCUCAAGAAGAUCGGUCUCAAUCUUACCUGCAGCUCUUAA